Dreissena polymorpha is the source of this 734-nucleotide messenger RNA. Its product is annotated as zinc phosphodiesterase ELAC protein 2 homolog. The coding region runs from base 57 to 734 and encodes 225 amino acids. Gene Ontology annotation, biological process: mitochondrial tRNA 3'-end processing. Gene Ontology annotation, cellular component: mitochondrion. Lineage: Eukaryota; Metazoa; Mollusca; Bivalvia; Myida; Dreissenidae. The record is from RefSeq and is a predicted model, not a curated record. Gene Ontology annotation, molecular function: 3'-tRNA processing endoribonuclease activity. The transcript is spliced from 7 exons.
AGGCCGGCUACUCUAUGCAAGCUGCGUGAUGACAGAAGGUUGAAAUAAAAAUCCUAAUGCGACCAAGAAUUAUUACACGGUUAAAAUCACACCUGCACCAGAGUUGUUUAACAUAUUCUUAUUCUUCGUAUAUAAAAAUGGAUCGUAAAAAGAGCAAAACAAAGGUGGUUUCAAGAUUGGAGGCCUCAAAGAGAGGCAAGAAUGAUAUUCCUGCAUCAGCCUCUAUAACGCUGACUGUGCUGUCUGCUGCCCCAGAAGGCACUGGUUCCAGUGUUCUACUUAAGCUGGCUUGUGAUAGGUAUUUGUUUAAUGCUCCAGAAUCCGUGCAGUUAUUCACAGAGAGUGUCAACAUCAAUAUGGUGAACAAUAUCUUCUUCACGAGAAAAAGUCAUGAAGCUCUGAGUGGCCUUGGAGGGUUUCUAUUGUGUAAUACUGAAAAUUUUGAGCGGUCUGAAACAAUAAAACUACAUGGACCUCCUAAUGUGGAAAAGGUGCUGGACCUAUUAAGUCACUUUUCAGAGGGACAUGCUGAUCCAAGGGCAAGAAUUGAAUGGCGUUGUUUGCCACACAAGUCAUACGAAGAUGCUCAAGUGACAGUGGAAUAUGUGCCUCUAUAUGACGAGCGUUAUGACGGCAAUAUUGAGAACAUGCCUAGGAACAGAGCUGACAUUGAUGAGGAAGAUGAGAUUGAUCAAGCUAAACAUAUGACAAUGGCUUAUAUUGUCAAGGUUUGA